Molecule: messenger RNA, 2145 nt
Organism: Mytilinidion resinicola
Lineage: Eukaryota; Fungi; Ascomycota; Dothideomycetes; Mytilinidiales; Mytilinidiaceae
Product: acetoacetate-CoA ligase
Exons: 7
Coding region: 1-2145 (714 amino acids)
Biological process (GO): lipid metabolic process
Cellular component (GO): cytosol
Molecular function (GO): acetoacetate-CoA ligase activity
Source: RefSeq, a predicted model, not a curated record
AUGGCUGUAGAACUACCAGUGCUGCAGAAGCUGUGGGAGCAUCCAGACCCGCAGAGCACGCGCAUGUACAAGUUCAUGCAGAAGGCGAAUCGGAAAUGGGGGUUAAGUAUGGAGACAUUCCAGGAUCUGUAUGAGUGGUCUGUGGGGGAGAGACGGAACGAGUUCUGGCAGGAGUUAUGGGAUGAGAUUGAGCUGGUGCAUGAGGGGAGUUUUGAUAAGCCCGUCGACACCACCAUCCCCAUGGACGCCCUCCCCCGCUGGUUCUCGGGCACGCGCCUCAACUUCACCGAAAACCUCCUCUACACCCGCUCCCCCGGCUCCCCUUCCACCCUCACGACCCUCCACAAGGAAGACUCCAAGCCCGCCCUGACCCAAAUCCGCGAAGGCAACACCGAAGUCUGCGCCCUCACCUACGGCGCGUUGCGCGCCCGCGUCGGCCUGCUCUCCAACGCGCUGCGCGCCGCGGGCGUCCGCAAGGGCGACCGCGUCGCCGUCGUCGCGAGCAACUCGAUCGACACACUGACGAGCUUCCUCGCCACGGCGGCGCUGGGCGCGCUGUGGAGCAGCAGCAGCACGGACAUGGGCGUCAAGGGGGUGCUGGACCGGCUGGUGCAGAUCCGGCCCAAGUUUGUGUUUGUGGAUGACUGGGCUGUGUAUAACGGGAAGACGGUGGACUUGCGGCCUAAGAUUGCUGAGAUUGUAGCUGGGUUGAAGAAGGCGGAGGUGAGCGAGUUUGAGGCGGUGGUUGUGCAGCCAAGAUUCGAGGAGGCGGCGGGGCUGGAGGGGGUGGAUAUGGCGGUGCCGUUGGGAGAGUUUGUGCGGAAGGCGGGAGGGGUGGAGACGUUGGUGUGUGAGAGGGUGGAGUUUAGGGAUCCGUUUUUGAUUGUGUAUAGUUCGGGGACGACGGGGGUGCCGAAGUGUAUUGUGCAUUCGACGGGCGGAGUGUUGGUGAGUGCGAUGAAGGAGGGGAAGUUGCAUAGGGACGCGGGGCCGGAUACGGUGAUGUUGCAGUAUACUACUACCGGCUGGAUCAUGUACAUGAGCGCCGUCCUCACCCUCCUCUGGGGCGGCCGUUCAGUCCUCUACGACGGCUCCCCCUUCCAACCCGACCUAACCACCUUCAUGAAGAUAGUCGGCGAGCAACGCGUCACCAACCUCGGCACCUCCCCCAAAUACCUGCACGAGCUCCAAAAACACGCCAUCGUCCCGCGCACUCUCACCGACCUCAGCGCCCUGCGCGCUGUCACCAGCACCGGCAUGGUGCUCUCCGACGCCCUCUUCGCCUGGUUCUACGCCACCGCCUUCCCGCCCGCCGUCCACCUGGCCAACAUCUCCGGCGGCACCGACCUGGCCGCGUGCUUCGGCAUGGAGAACCCGCUGACGCCGCUGCACGUCGGCGGCUGCCAGGGCCCCUCGCUCGGCACCAAGGUCGAGGUGUACGACGCCACCAUCGAGGGCGGGCCGGGCGUCGCCGGCGCGAAAGUGGAGGACGGCGUGCCCGGGGAACUGGUGGCGACGGCGAGUUUCCCGAACCAGCCCGUGUUUUUCUGGGGCAAGGAGGGCGCCGCGACGUAUCAGGCUGCGUAUUUUGCGCGGUUUGCGCAUGUGUGGACGCAUGGGGAUUUCAUCGUCGUGCACCCGGUUACGAAGCAGAUCACGUUCCUGGGCCGCGCGGACGGGGUGCUGAAUCCGUCGGGGGUGCGGUUCGGGUCUGCGGAGAUCUACAGCGUGAUUGAGAAUAAGUUUGGCGAGGAGAUCCAGGAUAGUAUUUGUGUGGGCCAGCGGCGGCCGCAGGAUGAGGAUGAGAGCGUGAUGUUGUUCUUGCUGAUGGCGAAGGGGGCGAGGUUUGGGGAGGGGUUGGUGGAGAGGGUGAGGGCGGAGAUUGGGAGGGGUUUAAGUAAGAGGCAUGUGCCGAAGUAUGUUUUUGAGACUUUUGAGAUUCCGACUACCGUCAAUCUGAAGAAGGUCGAGUUGCCGGUUAAGCAGAUUGUUUCUGGGAGGAUUGUCAAGCCGAGUGGUACGCUGCUGAAUCCCGGAAGCUUGGACUACUAUUACCAGUUUGCGAAGGUGGAAGAGGUGCUGGCUAAGCAGGGCCAGAUAGAUAGAAGUGUAGAGCGGAAGACGGGCUGGGAGCAUACACAGUAG